This is a messenger RNA of Staurois parvus, 403 nucleotides long. Lineage: Eukaryota; Metazoa; Chordata; Amphibia; Anura; Ranidae. The record is from the annotation of a GenBank genome assembly.
GUGCCACUUUCAGGUCUCCUCACACUGCUGGUGUGUUCCAUUUUUUGUCAUAGGGUGCUGGCAGAUUACGGGCCUCCCAUAGCUGCUGCCAGGCCCCUAAUCUGCCAUGGGCCCCUAUACCGCCUCCUCAUGCUGCUGCCAGGUCCAGAGUGUCUCAUGGGUCCCUGUACGGCCUCCCAUUGCUGCUGUCUCCAUCGCCACACUCUGCCAUGUGCCACUUUCAGGUCUCCUCACACUCCUGCUGGUUUCCAUUUUGUCAUAGGUUGCUGUAUGGCCUCCCAUUGCUGCUGCCUCCACCGCCACACUGUGGCUCCAAACACUGGUUUUGGCCCCCGUGACUGGCCAAAUGAGUGAAGUGUGCGGUGAUUCUAAGAUCGACGGCACUCAUCUGCAUGUCAUACUG